AUGCUCGUGAUUCGUGCUGUUUUCAGAAAGGAUAAGAGUGAAAAGAAGCAUGUCGACGAUAACUUGCAAAGGAAACGCCAUUCUGGCAUGUUGUUUCCGCUACUUGAUGUGAGGAACCGAACUCUUUUCAUGGGCUUCGUGCUAGUGCUGUUCAUGGUUCUCUUCGUGAUAUCCUACCUCAUGCCGGACGGGGAGGAGCCCAGGGAACUCAAACCAGACCAUGAAGUCGGGAUCUCGAGAGAAGUGGCGCUGAAGGCCAAGGCCAAGGGUCACAUGAGUCAGUACAAGAUCCACAAGUAUCGCCCGUCGGAGCUCUACCAGAGGCCCUCGCUCCCCCAUGACCUCGGCAGCUACCACGACCGGUCAUACCCGGGCAAGAGCAUCCGAGCCGAAGAUCCUGUGGUGCAGAAUCAAUUGAGGUACAACCCAAGAGAGGAGGGUGGUCACCAUCACAGCCAAGGGCACCAGCAUGGCGCAGAGUUGCCGAAUCAUCAUUUCCAAUACAGUCCUAGCGAGCACAGUAGACAUCACUACAACCACGAAUACAGGAGGGAAGCAGAGCCGCAGGAUCAAUUGAAAUACAGUCCUAGCGAAGACAGUGGUAACCGGUACAGCCGCGAUCACCGGCAUCAGGAAGAGCCACAUACUUCGGAUCAUGCUGAAAAUAUCCUUCACUACAAGCCGAGGUCUUCUUCGAACUCUGGAUCAUCAUCAUCAUCAUCAUCAUCAAGCAAGUCUGAGAACAUGAACUUGUUGAAUCAAAUCUCGGAUACAACUGGACAAUCUCAAAACUGCAAAGAUGACACCAAAUGGGCUGACUUUCAUGGGAUGGGUUGUGAAGCAUACAGCCACCAUAGAUUGUGGUGUACGUUUUCCAUAUUGUAUCCUGAUCACAACGGUGUGGAUGCCUCCACUGCAUGCUGUGCAUGCGGAGGAGGGUCGUCGUCUCAAGUCGAGAAUGAAGGACAACCUCUGAUUGUCCCGCCUCCCAUCGACGAGAAAACAAUUAUAAGCUCGAGCUUGCAGAGUAGACACAAGUCGAUGCCAUCCGGACAGGACGAUUCAGAAGAGGAUGAGAGCACAAGAUUCGUGGAUCACGUCGACGAUGAUGCCGUCCCUGAUUCUGAUGUGCUAGAGGAUAUGGCAGAUGCCAUGUUCGAGGACAUGGACGUUGCUCCAACGGACAAUCAGGUCUAUCGUCUAGAGCUGAUUCACUUUCGACUGAGGCUGCUCUGGUGGACAAGAUCUCAUGGUCGGAGUGGUGGGCUGCAGUGCAUCGAGAUUUCCCAGAUGCGAACAAAGAAGAUGGUGGAGAGAUCUCUGAGUUAUGUUGAAUGUUGUCUGACGAGCGCUGGGCUCCCAGAGCAUGAGAAGUUCAAGUUGAUGGACAAGGAUCAUUCAUCGACCAUCGACAGGAGUGAAUUGAGGCUGGAUUGGUUAAGAGACGACAUCCAGUUUCUUGACUAUGCGGCGUUACACGAUCACCAUCGUCGUCGCAAAAGCCACAAGAAGACGUCAACCAGCGCUGAGAUCGCGAGAGAUCAGAAUGAGCCGAAGGUGGAGGACAAGACCCUCGGGCAGACGCUGAAGGACAUUGCAUGGAAGCUGUUCAAGGAGCGAGCACCGAAGCCUCACAGUUUGAGCAUCAAGAUGUAUCAGUCGCCAUCUGCAACAUGGUCGCAGGCUGACCGGCAGUGCAAGAGAUACCGCAAGUCGCUGUGCCCGACCUCCGUGCUGGAGAAGCUGCAAUUGUGCAACGACAAGGAUCCUCACCACGGCAACAAGUGGGUUCCCACCAACGAGCUCGGCAUGUGGAUAGAUCUCCACACCUGCUCCCUGCGCAACAUUGCAAAGGACAUGCGUCUCGAUUCGCUCAUCGCCUGCUGCUAA
Molecule: messenger RNA, 1890 nt
Organism: Guillardia theta CCMP2712
Lineage: Eukaryota; Cryptophyceae; Pyrenomonadales; Geminigeraceae
Exons: 19
Coding region: 1-1890 (629 amino acids)
Source: RefSeq, a predicted model, not a curated record